CCUCGUUUGCUUCAGAGCGCAACAUAGCGAGGUCAGAUCCCUCACAUCCCUCAAAGGAUUUUAAAACCACCUCUUGCCCUAGCACCGUCCACCUCCGGGUGUAACUGCUGCAAGUAUGAUUAAGAAGAUGUCCCCAUCCGAGAACGAGUUCGACAUACCGGCCAAGAACUGCCACAGGAUGGUGAUUCUGGGCUCCACCAAAGUUGGGAAAACAGCGAUAAUCUCUCGGUUCCUGAACGAGAGGUUUGACGACCAGUACACGCCAACUAUUGAGGACUUUCACAGGAAAUUGUACAGCAUCAGGGGGGACGUUUACCAGCUGGACAUUUUGGACACAUCUGGAAACCAUCCCUUCCCUGCAAUGAGGAGGCUUUCAAUUCUCACUGGUGAUGUUUUCAUCUUGGUGUUCAGCCUGGAUAACAGAGACUCCUUCCAGGAGGUGCAGCGUUUGAAGCGCCAGAUUUACGAGACCAAGUCCUGUCUUAGAAAUAAAACGAAGGAAAACGUGAACGUCCCACUUGUCAUCUGCGGCAACAAGUGUGACAAAGACUUUUACCGCGAGGUGCGGGAGGAUGAGAUCCAGGAGCUGAUCAGUGGGGAAGAGCACUGCGCUUACUUUGAAAUCUCAGCAAAGAAGAACACCAACGUAGACCAAAUGUUUCAGACUCUGUUUACACUGGCCAAACUGCCUAACGAGAUGAGCCCCGAUCGCCACUGCAAAGUUACCCUGCAAUACAGCGAGGUCCUUCACAGAAAGUCAUUCAGAAGCAAGAAGUGCAAAGACGGGAACGCAUAUGGUGUUGUGGCGCCGUUUGCGCGGAGACCCAGUGUGCACAGUGACUUGAUGUACAUUAAGGAGAAAGCUGUAGGAGGAAGUCAAGCCAAAGAGAGGGGCUGCACCAUCUGCUGACACUCUCUGUGCCUGUGCUCUAAAGACUUUCUGACAGAACUGAAGCGGAGGCCAGCCUUUCUGCAUAAAGGGCACAUCAGCCAAAGCUGCAGACUUCAGCCUCUGAGGCGAUACUGACAUAAUGUGAUCCACACUGUGUUAAGACACAGGAGAACGUAGCUCAGCUCCUGUGCGAAGCAGUGCUGAAAAUGCUGUAAAAUCUGCCUCUGCAUUAGCUUGCCGAGAAUGGCAAUGAAAACAUGUUUACAUUUAGUUAUUUUUUUACUUGGUGGAACUUGAAUGUUUGUUGCAUUAUGAACAAAUUCUAUUCUGAAUGUCUAUUUAUUAUGUCCACGUCAUUUUUGCAUAAAAGAGAAAUAAAACCAAUUGCUACUUUCAUAAA
Notolabrus celidotus (New Zealand spotty) is the source of this 1292-nucleotide messenger RNA. It is a transcript of the gene rasd1, whose product is annotated as RAS, dexamethasone-induced 1. Gene Ontology annotation, molecular function: GTP binding; GTPase activity. Lineage: Eukaryota; Metazoa; Chordata; Actinopteri; Labriformes; Labridae. The record is from RefSeq and is a predicted model, not a curated record. The transcript has 2 exons. The coding region runs from base 116 to 910 and encodes 264 amino acids.